Molecule: messenger RNA, 3460 nt
Organism: Paramecium pentaurelia
Lineage: Eukaryota; Ciliophora; Oligohymenophorea; Peniculida; Parameciidae
Source: the annotation of a GenBank genome assembly
UAAUGGACAAUAAUUUCUAAUUACCAAAUAAAUAAGCCUGUUUAGACUAAUUAACAAAACUAGGAAUAGAUUAUAUUAUACAUCAUCAUGAUCCUGUUCCAACUAUGGAAGAAGUUGUUAAAAUUAAAGUUGCAGAUGGAACAGCAUAUGUAAAGAAUCUAUUGUAUGUUGAUAAGAAAGUAUAAUAUAUAUUAUUAUAAAUUAGUCUAAUUAUUAUUUGAUAUUAGCUAAUCAUACAACUCAAGUUGGUAAAUUGUUUUGGAAAACACUUGGAUUAGCAUCUGGAAACAUGAGAUUAAGUAAAGAAGAAUAGAUUGCUGAAGCUUUGAAAUCAAGUAAAGGUAAUGUCAAUCCUUUUGCUGUUGCUAAUGAUAUAAAUAAUUUAGUAUUGCUCAAUAAUAUAUAAUAUAGGUCAAAAAUAUUAUUAUUGAUGAAGAAUUGAUUAAAUAUUAAAGAUUAGCGUUACAUCCAAUUGAAAAUACAAGUACCAUUGAAAUUUCACUUGAUGAUUUAUAAAACAAGUUCCUUAAAAUAUUAAACAGAUAAUUUACAGUUUUAUAAUUAACAGAUGCUGCUGCAGAAUAAAAAUUAGAAUAAUAAAAAGAAUAAUAAAAAGAACAAUAAAAAGAUUUAUAAAAAGAUCAAUAAAAUUUAUAAACAUUAGCUAUUACAGUAAAAAAAUCAGAUUUUUCAGAAUGGUAUUAAUAAGUAAUAAGAAAAGCAGAAUUAAUUGAAUAUUAUGAUGUUAGUGGUUGUUAUAUUUUAAGACCAUGGGCAUAUUUCAUAUGGGAAUAAAUUUAAAGAUUUUUUGAUGAUCUUAUUAGAACAGAAGAUGUUGAAAAUACUUAUUUCCCAAUGUUUCUAUCUGCAAAACAUUUGAAUAAAGAAAAGGAACAUGUAGAGGGAUUUAAAGCAGAAGUUGCUUGGGUAACAAAAUAUGGAGAAAGUGAUCUAAAUGAACCAUUAGCCAUUAGACCAACAUCAGAAACAAUUAUGUAUCCAGCAUUUGCAAAGUGGGUAUAGAGUCAUAGAGAUUUACCAUUAAAAGUGAAUUAAUGGACAAAUAUAGUGAGAUGGGAAUUCAAAUUUCCAACUCCAUUUAUUAGAACAAGAGAAUUCUUAUGGUAAGAAGGACAUACAGCUCAUUCAACAAGAGAAGAAGCAGUUAAAUAAGUUUAUACAAUUUUAGAUUUUUAUGAAUAAGUUUAUGGUGAAUUAUUAGCAGUUCCUGUUAUAAAAGGAGUAUAAAUAUUUAAAAAUAUAUAUAGAUUAAAACAGAAUCAGAGAAAUUUGCAGGUGGUGAUUUUACAACUACAGUAGAAACAAUCAUUCCAUAAAAUGGAAGAGGUUUAUAAGGUGCUACAUCUCAUCAUUUAGGAUAAAAUUUCAGCAAGAUGUUUGAGAUUAAUUUUGAAGAUGAUAAAAAAUAAAAAGCAUUUGCUUGGUAAACAAGUUGGGGUUUAACAACUAGAUCUAUUGGUGCUAUGAUUAUGUUUCAUGGUGAUGAUAAAGGUUUAGUAUUACCACCAAGGAUUGCUAAAUAUUAAAUUGUUAUUAUUCCAAUUAUUCAUAAAGAUCUUGAUGAGACAUAAUUAAAUGAUAGAUGUGAAUAAAUUAGAUAAAUGUAUUUAUUAUAUUAAUAAAAUUUAUAGAUUGAUUAAAUAAAAAUUAAGAGUACAUUUAGAUAGUAGAGAUAAUUAUUCUCCUGGAUGGAAAUUUAAUAAAUGGGAAUAAAAAGGAGUUCCUAUUAGAUUAGAAAUAGGACCUGGAGAAUUCAAAAAUAAUGAAGUUAGAGUUGUUUAAAGAUUUGAUAAUAAGAAAUAUUAAAUUAAGAUAGACGAACUUAAUUAAUUAAAUUAAAUACUUGAUAAUAUUCAUAAUAACAUGUUAGAAAAAGCUAAAAUUGAAUUAAAUUAAAGAAUAAAAUAGGCUGAUAAUUGGAAAGAAUUUAUGAGUUAAUUAAAUCAAAGAAAUACUAUAUUAACUAAAUGGUAAUUAUGAUAUUAAUUUAGGUGUGAAAGAUAAGAAUGUGAAAAGUAAGUAAAAACAAAGUCAGGUAUAGAAUCUAAAGAAAAGGAUUCUGAAAUUGAUGGAUAAGUUUAAUUAACUGGUAGUGCUAAGACUUUAUGUAUGCCAUUAAAGUAAGAUUAAGUAAAAGAAGGAGAAUUAUGUUUCAAUUGUGGUGAAUAAGCAAAGAAGUAUGUAUUAUGGGGAAGAUCAUAUUGAGAUAUUAAAUAUGCAAUAAUAUACAUAUAUUAAAUUAAUUAUCAAAAUGCAUAGAAAAGUAAUUGCUAGUAUUUAAAGAAGUUAAAAGAAUCCAAUCCAAGAGUGAAAUUAACACAUCUUAAUAAGACAAAUAUUGUUGACGUUUGGGCACACAAUUUUUAAGCAGAAAUUGCAGAAAUUGCUGAUUUAAUAGAAGAAUUUAAUGUUAUAUCCUUAGUAAUGAUUUUAUUGAUUUUAGGACACAGAAUUUCCAGGAACAGAAUAUGAUUAACCAGAAAGUGAUGAUAAGGUUAUUGUGAUAUAGUAAUAUAUUAGGAUUAUGAAUAUUUAUAAUUAGUCAGAAAUGUUCAAAAAUAUAAACUUAUCUAAUUAGGAAUUAGUUUAGCAAAUGAAGCAGGAGAAGUACCUUUAGCCAAAAAUACAUGGCAAUUUCAUUUCAGAUUUAAUGCUCAGUAUCAUUUUAUUUAAAUACUUAUAGAUAUGAUUAGCUUAUGAGUUCUGUCAAAAACAUGUUAGAACAAGCAGGAAUUAAAUUUGAUGAUCUGGCAUCAAAAGGAAUUGAUUAUUCUGAAUUUUGUGAAGUGGUUACAGGGAGUGGUAUUAAUAAUUGCAUAUUUAAUAGGAUUAAUUUUAAAUGAUGAAAUUAAAUAUGUUGUAUUUCAUGGUGAAUUUGAUUUUGGAUAUCUAUUGCAUCUAUUUCAUCAUUCUGGUAUUCCUGAAACAUAAGAUGAAUUCUAUAAAAUGAUGAAACUCUAUUUCCCAUCAAUCUAUGAUUUAAAAUACAUACUUAAAGACAAUCCUAAAUAUAAGGAUGCAGGUCUCAGUAGACUAGCAACUAAAGUUGAAGUAACACGUAUAGGUCCUGAACAUUAAGCUGGAUCUGAUGCUCUAUUAACAUUACAAUGUUAUUAUCAAAUGAAGUUUUGUUUUCCAGAUUUGUAAAGUGAUUUCGAAAAGAAUAUGAAUGUUAUUUAUGGAAUUGGAAAAGGUUACAUACCUAAUAAGUAUUCAAAAUCUAAUUCUUAGUCGUCGUAAAACCUUUGCAUCUACAACAUAAACACCUGAUCCAACAUUAUAAGUGUCCUAAAUAGAUUAAGCAUAUUAUUAUUCUCAAAACUUUUACAAUGACGAACAACAAUAUUAUUAAUAUAAUUAGUAAUAUCUGAAUUACAAUUAUUAUGGUUAAUAUUAAAUGCUAGACACUGAUUAAUAAAAGAGAAAGAGUGGUUAUUGA